GUACUUUGAUGGAGAACAACAACUCUACUGGCAGUGUUGGUGAAUACAGAACAAAGACUCAGAGAAAAAGAAAAGUAGAAGAAAUGUCAGGAGGAGAUACUGUUCCUUUAAGUGAGGACGAAUCCUCUACCAAGCAAAGCAAACUGACUGAGGCCCUUGGCAGUCAAAAAAUUCAUGCAGGUACUGGACUGAAAAUGGCUGCCUCUAGCAAUCCUGUGGACAAUGACGAUGGUGAAAAAAAUCCUAAAACCUCGACAAAUAGAAGAUCUUCAGAUGGCUUUGAGAACACUUCUCCAUUCGAAGAUUCUGAUGAAUGGUAUGCAGACAUUGCCUUCGCCAUUGACUGUUCUUCGGACGUAUCUGAGGAGAAUCUCAAGGCCCAGACUCGGUUUGUUAACUCAAUGGCUGAAUGUUUCAGUGUAACUCCGGGAAAAAACAGAGCUGCUUUGCUUGCUUACGGUGAAGAAAGUAAAAUAUUGGUGCCACUGACGGAGAGUUUCCGUCCCAACUAUGACCAACUGUCGAUCAACCCUGGCUGUUAUGGCUACGGUAGAAAAAUGAAAUCAGCUCUCGAGAAGGCAAAGGAGAUAUUCAAAGUUCCAAGUAGAAACCAAAAGCAGUUUGAUGAAGAGAAACAUAAACUACUUAUUCUCAUCACAUCUGGACAAGAAUCCAGGAUCACCCCAAAAGAGAGGGAUUCAGGUCUUCUUUCUGCCACUGCCGGGUCCCUCCAAGACAACGGUGUUAAAGUCGUCAUUAUCCCAAUUGGUAAAGGAGUCAACUUUGAAGAACUUGUUCAGAUGAUUCAACGUACCCAUCAAAUGUUUCCUCUAUCUUUGGAAGACAUGACGGAAACCAAAGCUCGUGGAACUGCAGAAGAAAUAAAGAAAACUUCAGAUAUCGUCGAAUACACAAGCAAUAAAGUGAAGGUAUUUGACAUUUUGAACUCAGAAUGUGAUCUUGGAGAGAAUAUCAUCGACUGCUUAAAUGUUAUGGAAGGCAUUUUUAACAUAUUGUAUCUGCCAGAGAAGCGUAACAAAGUAGUGGGUAAAGCUAGAAAGCGAAUCCAGGAGAGUCUAAACGACUUUCAUGGAAUGUUCUUGGAUAGUAGCAUUACGGUUAACAUUGCAGCUUUUGGCACCGAGGGGGUGGGGAAAAGUUCCCUUCUCAAUUUUCUUCUGAAUAACGGUGUUCCAGAGCUCACUGAAAGGCCUCUACCCGCGGGAAAAGGGUCCAGGAAAACUAGUUUACCAAUUUAUGUAAGGUAUGCCAACAUCUUCCAAGUGUUGUUGCACGAUAGUAAAGGAGAAGUUAAAACAGCAGUGUUAUACCCCAACCCAAACCUAGAGGGUCGAGACAAGGAUCCCCUAAACAAUGUUAGGGAUAUCAUUGCAGAUUUAUUUGAAAAGGAAGACAUACCAGACUCCUCAUACUAUUUAGAGUUACAAGGUCCGUUCCCUAUCCUUCAUGGUUUUGAAGAGACCAUAGUAACAAGCUGUGGUCAUUUUCAGUUACAAGUCAGUGUAAGACUAUUAGAUUUUCCAGGUAUUCGGAAAGAUGGGGAGGGAGAUGAAAGUCUUUGCAGAGAAGUGAGCAAAGCAGAUAUGAUUCUGUUUUUCACAUGUGGCCAGGGAGGACGAACAGUCACAACACAUGAUCUAGAAAAUCUGUUUCGCCAGCACGGACAUUUUCAUUUUUCAUCUAGACCAAAGCUUGUUCAUGUGGUGAGGGCAGAUGAAUCUGAUGACUUUAAAGGCUUGCUCAGUAAAAAUGAGAUGGCCCUAAAAAAGGCCUGGGAAGAUUUCCUCUUGAAGGAAAGCAGGGAAUUCACAGGAAAGCUUCCCAAACUAGGUGGGGAGGACCUAUUGAAAAAACUUAAAGAAGAAACAGAGGUUCUCGUGUUCCAUCCGGCAAACGACGAGUUUCUACCGGGCCUUAAGAAAGUAAUCCGUUGCCACGUUGAAAAUGUGAAAAUGAAAAAUUCGUUCUAUCCGCUAACCAAAUUUAUCCAUUCGAUCGCCAGACAACUUAAUAAUACAAUCCACUCAUACAAGUCAGCUUCCCGCAAAAGACUCGGGAAUGUGGCGAGUGCUGACGUAUCAUUCGAAAUCGAAUCAAAUAGCAAGGAGGCAAAGAGCGUUGUUCAGUCUUUUAUUAUCGAAGAUGGCAUUAUUAAUUGUAAAGACAUCAAAGAAGCCUUUGAAGCCUUUUUGCAAGCAGAUGAUACCCGCCAAUUUGUCUUAGAUCAACUGAAAACGUCGCUUGACAACCUCAGUAAGAGGAUAAUUGAAUCUGUAGAAGAUGGAUACCGUGCUAAAGCAAUAGAUCUGGAAGAUGGCCUUAGAGACCUGGCUAAAUUUUUCUGCCUUGGAAAACUAAAUCGUUUCUUUGCUCAUCAAGCUUUGCCCCUUUAUUCCUGGGUUUUAAAGAAAUUAAACCUAUCUCAGCCAAAAGAAGAGGAGGAAUGGCCAAAUUGUGACAAGGAAGACAGAAUUAACAUGCUUACCGUUUGUUUGGAAUUGAUCUUGACUAAAGUCUUGGAGAAACUUGGAAAAGUGCGUUUUGUUCCGGCUGAAAUGUCGCCAUUGGAGCUACAACAAGAGUUGAAGAAAGGUGUAGCGGAGAUUUUUGCCGUUCGGUCAAUUGAUCGUGUUGCUAGUGAUACUGAUUUUUUAAAAGACAAGUUAAAAAGUGUCAUCAAAUUUUCCUCUCAGACUAUCAAGACGUACAAUCCCCACUAUGACUUAUCUAGGUUAGCCUCGCUUGACCACGAGAAUGAAUUCCCUGAAUGCAUGAAAAUGCGUCCUUUGGACGAGAACCUAGAGAUCCCUCUAGAUCCUCCUGAUCCAGAAUCAAUAAUCACUUACGUAAUGCAAGUUUUAACCUCCAAAAAACAUGAUCCAGUCAGAGAAGUAGAGAAGAAGUUGAAGUUGGAAAAGCACGCCUUGGACCCACCCCAAGGUGUGGAUGCAGAAGAAUGGGUAAAAGCACUUCUUACCGUCCUAAGUGACGAGGACCAUUUUAAGAUCCCACUUGAGGAUACCUACAAACUGGUCGUUGAUAAAGAAUCAGUGAUUUCAGAUGCUAAACAGCGUCUUUUUCCAUUUCAAAGGUCACGUGUGGAAUGCCGGAUAGUAGAGAAAAGCACGAUUCUCGAGAAGGAAAUACAAGUGGAGAGGCGAACUGAACUUGAGAACGUACUUGAGGUGGCAAUGUCUGGUGAAACACGAAAGUACCUCGAAAGUGUUUGCGUAAGCUUCACUGACUUUCACACUCAACUUGCUCCGAUAUUUAUUCCGGUCACUCAUCCUGGACCAGAGAAAGAGAGGAAAGGAAAUUUUUCCUUGGAGGAAAACUACUGGAACCCAAGUGAAGUUGAAAUAUUCAACGAAGAAGACAUUGAAACUGCAAAGGACAGAGUUGCAACAGCAGAGGAAGAUAAAAAAAAAAGCAAGUUAGAAUUCAACAUUUUCCUUGUAGUAGAAAAGCAGCACUUGGAUAUCAUCAAGUCUUCAAUAAAAGAGCAAGAAUCGCCAGUGGACAGGAAAGUUAAUGUAUACUACGUAGUGUUGCCACAAAGUGGCCGUGGAAUGGGGGUCACAAUGGCAAUAAUCAAGAGCCUUGCGGAGUGCUUCAAAUUUGACGCGUACUGGAGAAUAGAUGACGACCUAAAGUUUAUGUACCAGUUCGUUGAAAGAGACCACCGCUGGCACAAAUGUUCCUUUGGCAGAGGGCUUCUGUUUGCUCAGCGGGCGUUCCAUCAGCGUCGUCAAGAGGUACUCAAACCUCUUUCAUAUGAGGACAUAGAAAAACUUGCAGACGAAUUGGAGGAAUCCUGGCCUUCCUUUGCUUCAAAGUCUCGCCAUAAAGCCCGACGUUUACUAUAUAAUGAUAAUGAGCUAGAGAAAGUAAAAAAAAAUCCAGGUCUUUUGCAUUCUCCCUUUACAAGUGAAAUUAUAUCGGAGGAUUGUGGUAGUGUCGAAGAUACGGAAAAGCUCAGAAAAUUUGAGAAAGAGUUUGUUGCUAAAUGCAGAGAUCUAAUAUUUCAGAGUUCUGCGGACCGCAUCGCUGGAGUCUCCCUCUCACACUUAACGACCAGAAAGGCUGACAUCAUGGGAAGUUUUCCAUCUGCCCAUUUCCGACCACUUAAACAGGUAAGUCAGGUGAAUCAGAUGAAUCAGGUUGUCCUUUUUAAUGCCUCAGCAUUACAAGGUAUUAACUAUGUAUCUGACGAGGUGAUCUUUUCUGACGAGGAAAAUCAGAUCUCGAACAAGGAGAAAUCAACAAAUCCCUACUGGGGCGUGAAGAACAGUGAGAAGUUCUUCGGAUCUGCGCUUCAAGUCAAUGGUAUCAUAGGAUUUCAAGUGAUCUGCGUUAACCAUGUUCAUGAAAAAAGGCUGAAAGAUGUUUUUCCGACACCCACGGAAAAAUGAAACUGUUUGGAAACUGUAUCGCGUUAGUUUAAGAGCAAUAAAAAUUUUGAAAGUAGUGGAUUGUGAAUGUAGUGGCUUUAAUUUUUUUUGUCUGAUGAAAGCCUUGCAGUUCGAUAGCCUGGGAAAUCAAAAUGUACUCUGCACGAGGAACAAAAGAAGGUACUUAAUAGAUUUUUUAUAUUCAAUGGGUCUUUUGGCUUUUCCUCUUUAAGUGUUGCGAAAGACAACGAACUACCGAGCUCAUGUAAGAUCCAUGAAAUUUCACUGUAAUAUGAUGCAGGGAUAUUGCUCACUUGUUAUUAGAGAGCUAUUUGCAGAGGCCUUCCAUCUGAGCCAUGCUAGAAAUCCAGUACUUGAGGAACACCUUGAAACCCCACGAAGUUGCGAAACCAUAAAUCUUCCCUCGACAUAGUCUGGUGCCAAAAACUGAAAUUUCUUUAAUUAUUUAUGGUUUAUCUUACGUGCAAAGUAAUUAAGUGUUACUUAGCUUCUUAAACGCUUAUUAUAUAGGGUUGUGUUUCGUUGUCGAUUUGUCCUGAGAAAAGAGUGUAACCUACCGGUUACUGUCUUUUAUUGAAUCAGUACUUUUAGUUUCGUUACAGGAUGUAGAAUAUCCAGCUGAGUCGUAUUCUGUAAUGCUCAUUAAUGGGUAAGUUGUGGUUCAAUGUUGCUCCUGUUUUCCUUACGGUUUCAACGAUAUUCACGAUUCAACUAUCCCCGCAGAGAAGAAAAACAUUGGUGAAAUAGGAGAAGAGGGUAAAAGUGGACCAGGACUUAUCCAAACAACUGAAAUAGGACAAAGAAUUGUUUUCAUUCGACCUCAAUCGAAGUAUGCGCAAUUUUAAGUUUAGAUAUCCUUCCCUGAUUUACUUUAAGUUUCUGAUGCAGUGGCAAGUGUUGCAGGGUUUAGGUUUUUUGCUGACGUGGAAUUGACCUAUAGUUUACUCAUCCAAUUCCAUGUGUUUUCUUAGGGAGUAGAGAAAACUGCCCCAAAUUGAAGGAUAGAAUAAAGACAAUUCGUACUUUUUAAUCUUGUUCUCGUAGUCUGAGCUUUUUCUCUGAUGUUGCAAUUGUUACUUCGGCUCUAAAAAAUAGCAAUAACAUCAGUUAAACAGUUAUUUCUUUAAGGUUAAUAUAGCAAUUUCUCAUGCUUAAUAUGCUAAUAGGAAUUCUGUCAUUUUUAAGACUCUGCCAACUUCAUGUAUAAUCACAUUAGCAGCGGUUAUGGUUGUUAGAAACUGCACAAAAACCCAAAAAAAGGCAAAAAAGGGGCAGUCGUAAAGUUCUUCAAAGUAGCUCGGAGGUGAAUAGCCGAGUAUACUCGGAGUUUGAGUAGACAAUUAGAGCGUGCCUUCAACGAUAUUCACUGUUUUAGUGUAGACUGAUAGCGAACAUAGCAAUUUGAAGUCUUACUCCAAAUACUUUUACUUAAAGCUAAUCCUGUGAUUUUAGGUUAUACAUAGUUACAGUUACUUUAGUUGAAAAAUUCGAAUCGAUCCUACCUAAUCAAAGAGGGAAUAACACCAUUUACAAAAUAACUUCCCGCUCACAUCACGACUUAUCGCUAAUGGACAAACCACGCUAUCCUCUCUAUAGCGUUUCAUCGUGCGGUGGAUGGAGUUGAUCUCUCUUGAAACAGAAGGGGUAAGACUUAUUUCACAGUAGUUGUCACAUGAAUUCCUUUUUCUUCCCAAACCUAUUUUGUAAGCUUUUUUUUGAUUUUGUUUUUUAGUUUUUAUAAAU
Molecule: messenger RNA, 6176 nt
Organism: Stylophora pistillata
Lineage: Eukaryota; Metazoa; Cnidaria; Anthozoa; Scleractinia; Pocilloporidae
Source: RefSeq, a predicted model, not a curated record